AUGGCUCAUCAGCUUUACUUCACUAUUUGUAUACUUUCUUCCAUUUUCAUAAUCUCAUCCUCGAGCUACAUCCCGCCGCCUCACCCCUUCGAUCCCUUGACCGAGACCGAACUCAAACUCGUCCGUACCAUCAUCAACAAUUCGUACCCUAUUGGUCAUAACCAUAAGUUCACAUUCCAAUACGUGGGUCUCAACGAGCCCGACAAGUCCCAAGUCUUGUCGUGGCACUCAUCACCAGGCCACAACGUCAAACCACCACCACGCCAAGCGUUUGUCAUCGCCCGAGAUAAGGGCAAGAACCGAGAGAUCGUUGUUGACUUUUCCACUCGAGCAAUUGUCUCGGACAAGAUCCACGUAGGCAAUGGAAACCCUAUGCUCACUGUUGACGAGCAGCGUGCAGCCACCGCGCUUGUUCACAAGUUUAAGCCGUUCCGUGACUCGAUAAUGAAACGUGGCUUGAACUUGUCGGAAGUUGUGGUCACGUCCUCAACGAUGGGAUGGUUCGGUGAGGCCAAGCCGGAGAGGUUUAUAAGAACGAUACCGUUUUAUCUAAACGGAUCGGUGAACACGUAUCUUAGACCAAUUGAAGGAAUGACCAUAAUCGUUGACCUUGACAAUAUGAAAGUAGCGCAGUUCAAGGACAGGUUCACAGGUCCAAUGCCGAAAGCUGACGGUAGAGAGUACCGUAUCUCCAAUCUCAAGCCGCCGUUUGGCCCGUCGCUUCGAAACGCGGUCGUUUUCCAGCCGGACGGUCCAGGGUUUAAGAUCGACGGACAUAUUGUGAGAUGGGCAAAUUGGGAGUUUCACAUGUCAUUCGACGUUCGAGCCGGGCUAGUCAUUUCUCUUGCGUCCAUUUUCGACAUGGACGUGAACAAGUACCGGCAAGUCCUAUACAAAGGCCAUUUGUCCGAGAUGUUCGUGCCUUACAUGGAUCCGCAUGAUGAUUGGUACUUCAUCAGUUACCUAGAUUGUGGUGAAUAUGGCUGCGGCCAGUCUGCUGUGUCCCUUGAGCCAUAUACAGAUUGUCCACCAAAUGCUGCCUUCAUGGAUGGCAUCUACGCGGGACAAGAUGGAACUCCUACAAAAGUGUCGAACGUUAUGUGCAUUUUCGAAAAAUAUGCCGGAGAUAUUAUGUGGCGACACACCGAAUCUGAAGUACCCGGCAUGGAAAUCACAGAGGCUAGACCAGAUGUAAGUCUUGUAGCCCGGAUGGUGACGACAGUGGGGAACUACGACUAUAUCAUUGAGUACGAGUUCAAACCUAGCGGUUCGAUCAAAAUGGGGGUUGGUUUAACCGGUGUUUUAGAAGUUAAACCCAUUGAAUAUGUUCACACAUCAGAGAUCAAAGAAGACGACAUCUAUGGGACAAUUGUCGCUGACAACACCGUCGGAGUCAACCACGACCAUUUCGUGACAUUCCGUCUUGAUCUUGAUAUCGAUGGUACGGAUAAUUCAUUUGUUCGUACCGAACUUGUGACCAAGAGAACUCCAAAAUCUGUAAACACACCGAGAAAAAGCUACUGGACAACGAAACGGAACACGGCAAAAACCGAGACAGAGGCUCGAGUGAAGCUAGGGCUGAAACCGGAAGAGUUGGUUGUGGUUAACCCUAAUAAGAAAACUAAGCAUGGCAAUGAGGUUGGAUACCGUCUAAUUCCUGGCCCGGCUACAGGCUCACUUCUUUCCCAAGAUGACUACCCACAGAUUCGAGCAGCAUUCACCAACUAUAACGUGUGGAUCACGCCGUAUAACAAAUCAGAGGUUUGGACUAGUGGUUUAUACGCUGAUCGGAGCCAAGGUGACGAUGCGUUAGCCGUAUGGAGCAAAAGGGAUAGGGAAAUAGAGAAGAAAGAUAUAGUGAUGUGGUACACCGUUGGAUUCCACCAUGUACCAUGCCAAGAAGAUUUUCCGACAAUGCCUACUAUGUCCGGCGGCUUUGAACUUCGGCCAACAAACUUUUUCGAGCAAAACCCUGUCCUCAAGGCUAAACCUAUGAACCUCACCAACAUUCCAAAGUGUACUGCGAAGAACGAUUAAUAAACCAGCUUAUCAUUGAAUGAAUGACAUUCAUGAUUUGAUAUGUGUAAGGAAUUGUAAAAGAGAUUUCAAGAGAUAAUCAUGUAUUCAUGUUUGUCCAAAUAAAUAUUAUAAUAUGAAUAAAUAA
Messenger RNA from Capsella rubella, 2164 nucleotides. RefSeq names its product primary amine oxidase 2. Gene Ontology annotation, molecular function: copper ion binding; primary methylamine oxidase activity; quinone binding. Gene Ontology annotation, biological process: amine metabolic process. The transcript has 5 exons. NCBI's taxonomy places the organism in Eukaryota, Viridiplantae, Streptophyta, Magnoliopsida, Brassicales, Brassicaceae. The record is from RefSeq and is a predicted model, not a curated record. The coding region runs from base 1 to 2037 and encodes 678 amino acids.